This is a messenger RNA of Manihot esculenta (cassava), 3056 nucleotides long. RefSeq lists its product as uncharacterized. Bases 170 to 2455 code for a protein of 761 amino acids. The record is from RefSeq and is a predicted model, not a curated record. The transcript has 9 exons. NCBI's taxonomy places the organism in Eukaryota, Viridiplantae, Streptophyta, Magnoliopsida, Malpighiales, Euphorbiaceae.
ACCCGAACCUAGUCCACCCGAUCCAUGGCGCCCCCCGAGUACAGUGACGGAGGGAGGAAGAGAUAGGACAAAUGAGCGCAUGGAAUUUGCUUGCAGAGACCCUCCUCUGUGAUCGGGAUUUUUUUUUUAUAGCGAGUGUUGGAUUUCAAGAUAACACCGAUAUCAGGGAAUGGAGGAGAUGGACAUUGAACAGGUAGUGGAUAUACCUGAUACCCCUGAUAGAUUAACUGCUCGGCAUAUCAAUGGUGCAAAAUCAGGAAAAGGAAGUAAUUCAUCAGCACCUGGUCCUUCAAGAACUGAUUUUAGGGAUAAAGAAUGCUUGAAUCAGCCAAGGGCAAGGAGCAGUGAAAAUGGGCACUUGAAUCCUCAAAGAAUUUCUGUGAAGAUGGAUGGAUUUGUGCCUCGCAAUAAAUCUAUUACUUUUGCUCCAUCAGAAAAUUCCUGUCGUUCCAAGAAUGCUCCUUUAUUUAGAAGAGGAGCAAUGGCCUAUAACUCCAAGCCUGAAACCCGACUUUCUAUUGGAACACAACAUGUGGACAAAGGAAAACCUGAGUCUACUAAAAUUCCUUUGAGAUCACGUGUUCAUAUGGAAGAGGAAGCUAUAUUUGACAUGGCUUUUCCAUGCAGGACAUCAAAAACUCUGCAGGCUGAAGAGACAAGAAAUGUUCAAGUACCAUCUAGUGGUGGCUCCAACUUACGUUUCACACCUAUGACAUCCAGCAAUUCCUGUAAAGGGAAGGAAAAGAUAGGCGUGAAUGCAUGUAAUGGUUCUGGUUUGACUUUAAAUGAUGGAAAAGGGAUUGGUCCCACUGGUGGAUCUCAACCAAAAAUUGAAAAACAACUGUCUGCUUCUGCUCUGCCUGUUAUCUCACCAAGAGUAACUGGACAAAAAAGAUUGGUGCGAAACGGAUGCAUUUCUCCACAUAAUAUAGCCACUAGUGCAAGAAAAUUAGCUGAAAGUCACCGAGUUGGUUCCACCAAUGUUGAAAAAGAUCACGUUAUUAGCAUGGUUUCUGAUGGUCCAUCUGAGGUAGAUAUCAGGGAAAUAGUCGCUGAAGAGAAUAAUUGUCAUAGAGCAAAAGGAAAAGGGGUGGUAUUUCAUCCAUCUACAUCAACAGAGCAUAAUGUAAAAAUUGGUCAUGCAUCUACCAGUUGUGGGACUAAUAACAAGGCAGCUAAUGAAACCAGUGACAGCAGAGAUUCAUUAUUAGGUGGUUGGAGAAGUACGCUGAACCAUACAAAGAACAUAUAUCAAAUGGAAGGUGAAGAUGAAUGCUUUAUUGAUGAGCAGCGCAGAGACAGAGUUGUAAGAAGAAAUAAUGGUAAUGGAAAUGUUACUAAGAUUACAAGUGAUUCUGGAGACCAUGGUGAAGGCCAAACAGCUUCCAGGCCUGUGUCUGGGCUCAAUCAAACAAGUCAAUCCCAUCAUAUUGGGAACGUACAUAGUAAAAGGCAAAGGAAACAUAGGUUGACUUUGAGAAAUCAAAGUGACUCUACAACGGUUCCUGAUGACUCUGAAAUCUUUUUCCUUGGUUCAUCUGAGGAGUCAUCCAGCUCAAGAUUGUCCAGAACCUUGAAUAGACAGCAUCAGAGUAUGUUGGAACCAAGUUAUGAAAUUGAUGAGUUGUUACCUGAAAGGAGAAACAACUCUUCUCCAGGAUUAGGUUCCAUGAAUGACGACUCAGAUUCUAGGGCAAGACAAGUGGAAGCAGAUGAAAUGUUGGCUCGUGAACUCCAAGAACAAUUGUACCACGAGGCACCAGUAUAUGGAGGCAGUGAGAUUGAUGAAAAUAUAGCAUGGGUACUGCAGCAGGAGGAGGAUGCAUUCCGCACUGCUUCUAGUCAAAAUCGCCCUAGACUACGUCUCAGAAACUCGGCUACAGUGAAUGCAAGUAGACAGCCCCAGCCACAGUCCUUUCAGAACCCUUCAAAUAGGAGACGAGCCCAAACUCAAGUUCCUACUGGUAGAACAUCGUUGAGAAAUCGCUUGUUGAACCGAUCUACUGCUGCAUUACCUAGAGCCAGAAACCACUCUCAUGCAGCAUUAUCUAGAGCGAGUAGUCUCCAGUUUCCUCUGGGCAUGGACUUAGAUAUGAGACUUGAUAUAUUGGAAGCAUUAGAGGAUGCAGUAGGGGAAUUCAGUGAUAUGAGUAUGACGGCUAGUCACAUUCUUCGUGUUCAGCGUGAUUUCAAUGAAAAUGAUUAUGAAAUGUUGUUGGCCCUUGAUGAGAACAAUCACCAACCUGGCGCACCGGUCAAUCGAAUUAACAGUUUGCCAGAAUCUGUAGUACAGACGGAGAACUUUGAAGAAACUUGUGCAAUCUGUCUAGAAACCCCAACUAUUGGAGAAACUAUACGUCAUCUUCCUUGCCUGCACAAAUUUCAUAAAGAUUGUAUUGAUCCAUGGCUUGGCAGAAAAACGUCAUGCCCAGUUUGCAAGUCAUCCAUAACCUGAUCUGCACUAGUAAAUGUCAGUGACUCAACUGUCUUAUGCUUCUUCAGUUAAAAGCCAUUUUUUUGGAAGGUAAUUCAGAGUUGUAGUUUCUGUUAACCAGCCUUCUGGAACAUCACAUAAAGAAGAACUAUGCACUUGGGGCCAAACUAGCUGUUUUUUGAAGUUUUGUUGAACAGUACAUUUAGUUAUGUUAAAAGGAGUUGAAUGAAUUUUUAGUUAAAUGGUGACAGAUGACACUUCCUUCAAUUACUUUGUUGAAUUGAUACACGGUCUCAUGUUGGGCAUAGCUUUGCACAAUGGCAUUGAGCUGAGCCAGGUCCUGAAAAUUCACAAACAGAACCCCCGACCAGUAGAUUUCUGUUGGAGUGAGAAGCGAAAUAAUGUAUGAAGCCAGGAAGGCAAUUUGAGGUGAGGGUCUGUAGCAUUUAAAGCGCGGACAAGCUUUCCUCAGUAAUUCCCGGUUUCAAGAUCCCCUAUGUUUUUCUGGCAAAAAGAAAUAUGGAAGCAAGUGCAAUCUUGUAUGUGAAUGUUUCAUCUUGUGCCAUGUCUAUGGUAAGCUUCAACCUAAAUUUCAAGCAAUAAUCAGUCUUCCAUUUUAUUA